Messenger RNA from Meloidogyne enterolobii, 445 nucleotides. Lineage: Eukaryota; Metazoa; Nematoda; Chromadorea; Rhabditida; Meloidogynidae. The record is from the annotation of a GenBank genome assembly.
UUUUCAAAUUUUCAUGCUUACUAAUCCAUUAAUAAAUUUGUUUAUUUCAGUUCUUUACCUCUUAAUUCUUGUCAAAAUGCGUCCAUUACGUCGUUCAUCCCGCACCAAAGUUUUUGCCGUUAAAUUUUCCCCACAUACAACUCCAUCAAAAAUUAAAAGAUCUACAAGUCUUAGUACUUUUACAAUUCCAUUUAAACAAAAAGAAAGAAGUUUAGCAACUAAAAAAGAACUGGAAAGUGCUGAAGUUGUAAAAGAGAAGGAGGAUAAGGAGGAUGAAAUAUCGCAGGCCAAAGACCAGUCAUUCAAACAAAAAGAGGCCAACCACGGACGCAUUAGUGUUGCAAUUAAAAAUAUUGCCCCUGCAUCUACUUCCAUUAUUCAACUUUCUGAAUCAUUUAGAGUUGCGGGACUCAAUUGGUGGGGAUAUUUUAUACGCUCCCUUUAA